UCGACGGGAUACGCGUACCGAGUAACGUUAACCAAAAGGAUCGACUGCCAUUCAGUUCGUCUUCCACGGUUUCACCCUCCGUGCGAGAGACGUGCCGGAGUAUCAGGAGAUGUUUCCUCGGGAAAUCAUUGACCGAGCUUUGUCAAUUUUCCCGUUUCGUUGCUAGUUUCGGACUUGACAAGUGGUUUCCCGUCCCGGCGGUAUUCCGUUCCCAUUUUGUUUCGGGUGUCAUUAGAAAACGUACGGACGGGGGACAAAGCAGUGCGUCCGUCGGGUGUCACGAUGUUUUCGUGGUCGUGGAAAGUGCGAGAAAAGUGAGAGCCAGUGUGCUUAAACUCCAUCAAGUGCGGCCUGUAAUACGCGUUCAAUCACGUACACGCGACACGAGGAGGGAUGACGAUGAUAUCGGGAGGGAAUCAACUACGGCUUCCUUGAUCCACGAAUAUUCUUACCGAAGCAUCCUUGGUCCAGCGUAAACACCGGAUACAAGUGCCCAGCACACGAGUAUACGCGCGGAUAAGGGCGGAGCACGGACAGAUAGUGACUUGGCAACAUAAAGAAUACAUAAUGUAAAACGUCGUGAAAGGAGGUUUCAUUGGCUGUUCUCGAAGGUUCCUGGUGUACGCCUACCCAUCUGGUCACUCCACCUCUUCGACACGCAAUUGGCAGACAAUAAUGAACCUGGCUCGGAACGCUAACCCUUUUCCGUUGCCCGGAUCCCAACUAAACAGACCUCUUUCUCUCGAAAAUGAACCGCCGGAGUCAGGAAUCGUAACAGUUUCGCCAAGUCCUGGAAAAAACGAAGGCAGAGUGAUAUGUUAACCGAAGACAAUGACCCGACGAAACCAGCAGGGGUUUUAGACAAUGCUGGCAACGUGUCUUCGUCGUCAGAGGCCACGGUACAGCACCCUCGAACCACAAACAAUGAGACGGAAGUCAAGAACGAGGUGCAAGACUGCCCCGAGAACGACAGCGUACCCGGCGGGGAAUUGUACAUCGACGAGAAUGCGGAGGAAAAGGAGCAAGAAUAUCCGGAUUCCAUGGAAAAGGCUGACUACAGUUCAUUGUACGGAGCUAAUCAAUAUUAUAACAGUUUAUACAACUCGCCUCCCUACGGAUCAGUCACCACCGGGAAGAACACCUCGAGCUUGCAAAAUUCUUACUUGACCCCGUACACCACACCAAGCUCCAUGACUCAGUACUCCACCUACGCUACGUACAAUAGCGGAACGGCUAACUUCCCCAACGUAGCCCAGAAUAUAUCAUCCUCCUCUCAGAAGUUAGAUUACUCUGCCUACAGCAGCAGUUUGUAUGGAAACGACAGGGUACCAUUACAGUAUUCCGGAUAUUACCCUAUGCACGGUUAUCACGCGUCGCCCGCCUCGUUUAACAUCGGGAACCUGAAUUUUGCUGAUUCGACGAAGUCUGUGCUCACGUUGGACGCAACAACUCACGAUGCCAGCGAUCUUACCGCACGGGAAACCGCAAACAUCGAAGGUAACACGAUUCGGGCGACGGCGAAACCUUGCAGACGCGGAAGACGCCAAAGCGGAAGUGGAAACAGUAUAGGUUCUGCGGACACGACAGAAGCCGGUCCUGACCGGAUAUUCAUCUGGGACCUUGACGAAACCAUAAUUGUGUUUCACUCGUUGCUCACCGGUCAGUUUGCAACGAAGCACCGUAAGGAUCCCAGCCUUCUGGCCCAAGCGGCGUACAGGAUGGAGGAAAUGAUAUUCAAUUUGGCCGAUACUCAUUUCUUUUUCAACGAUGUCGAGGAUUGUGAUCAAGUGCACAUCGACGAUGUGUCGUCGGACGAUAACGGGCAGGACCUGUCUUCUUACAAUUUCGCUACUGAUGGUUUUCAAUGCGCGUCCACGAACAACGGCAUAUGCCUGGCUUCCGGUGUCAGAGGUGGCGUCGACUGGAUGCGAAAACUGGCCUUCCGAUAUCGCAAGAUAAAAGAAAUUUACAGCAAUUACCGGAACAACGUUGGCGGCUUAUUGGGGGCGGCGAAGCAGGAACAGUGGUUGCAGUUGCGGUCGGAGAUCGAAGUGUUGACCGAUAACUGGUUAACAUCCGCUGUGAAAUGUCUGAGUCUCAUCAAUAAAAGGAGUCACUGCAUUAACAUUCUGGUGACCAGCACGCAACUGGUACCAGCCCUUUCGAAAGUGUUACUUUUUGGGAUCGGUGGAAUAUUCCCAAUCGAGAAUAUUUAUUCUGCCUCGAGAAUCGGAAAGGAAAGCUGCUUUGGAAGAGUGAACGCACGGUUUGGUCGAAGAUGUACAUACGUGGUGAUAGGAGAUGAUUGUGACGAAGAAACAGCGGCACGUGCUCACAAUUUCCCAUUCUGGAGAAUAAACAGUCACUCGGACAUGCGGUCGCUAUAUAACGCCUUAGAGAUGGGAUUUCUUUAAUCAGAGUACAUUUACAAACCUGGAGGGGGAAUGACGGGACAGAUUAAAAAAUAUGUCCAACGAAGGACACUUGCAAUUAGUCGUACGGAUACUUAACCGAGAUAUGUCUAUUUCUAUAUUCUUUACUCUGUCGAUAAUGAUGGUAAAUGGGCGCUACCAUCGAGUGAACAUUUUAACAUUCCUACUUACUAUUUAUCGAUCGUAAUAUGUGAAUCGAGGAUCGACUGUUCCUCCGAAAUCGUCAUACACGGUUUUAUCGUUUAUGGCUAUUGAUCGAUCGUUGAAACACGACCGAUCGGAACAGAGUCCACAAGUGAUAUACGAUGAAAGUAAAAACAAAACAAAAAAAAAUGAGUGAAAGAAAUUGAAAAUUAAAGAUUUAUGUAUAAUAUGAACAUUUCCAAUUCAUUCCUGCACGCUUUCGAUCAUUCAUCCGACACGAUUAUUGAUUGAUGAAACGAAGGUUCGUUGAAUAUUGUGCGUAUCGUUUUUUGUGUACUUAAACGCAUUAUUGCAUUUCCUCCUUUACAAACAUAUAGGUAAUAUAAAAUUGGUCGGAAAAGAAAUUAGAUUCAUAGGCGCGGUAGUAUGUGUAACUCCGUUAGUUCAACUAUUUCGAUCGACGUUGUUUCGAAAUCUCUUAAGAAAGUUUUAUAUGAAUAUUGUGAUACAGUUUAAUUCGAUUAUUUAAUUACAUUAUGAUACUAAUAAACAUAAUAAACCAUAUUAAAAGCAGAUACUUUCUCAUGGACAGUUGGUAAAAAUUAUAGUCGCGUUUUUUUAUUAAUUAUGUUAUAGGGAUAUUCAACUGAAACAUUAUGCAUUCUUAACACUUAAUUUGUUCGUCCGUAUCACAUAUUACUAAGAAUACUAAAGUUCAUACACAGAUUGAGACACAAAUUAGUUCCCACGGUUUUUCAGCCCCUUUCGAUGGUCUGACAAAUACAUGUUUCAUAUCGAAAUUAAUUAGAAUUUAACCGUCAAGAAAUUACAGUUGCUUAAAUUUAAAAACAAAUUGAUUUUCGAUAAAAAAAAUUAAGGUGUUAUAUUGUUAAACGAAGCUAGGUAUUUUUAACUUUAUAGUAUUGUAGACGACGUUGAGACGAAUUCAACGACCUACUAAACUAUGACUUUUAGGUUACAUUGAAAGAUAAAUUGUCAUGAAUCGAUUGCCACAAUAUUUAAAAUUAUUCGGCGAUACAUAAUAUCAAGGCCUCACAUUUAGACGUAAACAUUACGAACGCUCAUUUAUUCUAUACUUACUGUCGCAAGACUUUUAUUUGCGACUAAAUCCGAGAUCUUGGUGCUGUGUAUCGCUGAAUAAUUUUAAAUAUUGUGACAAUCGAUUCAUGGCAAUUUUUCUUUCAAUGUCACUUAAAGGUCAUAGUUUAGUGGGUCGCUGAAUUCGUCUCAACGUCGUCUACAAUACUAUGAAGUUACAAGUACCCAGUUCCAUUUAAAAAUAUAACAGUGACCUUAAUUUUUUUAUCGAAAAUCAAUUUGUUUUUAAAUUUAAGCAAUUGCAAUUUCUUGACGGUUAAAUACUGAUUAAUUUCGAUAAGAAACAUUUUUUUGUCAUACCAUCGAAAGGGGCUGAAAAAUCGUGGGGACUAAUUUGUGUCUCAACCUGUAUAUUUGAAUCAUCCAUAUCAUAACGCGAUUAGAGACUUCUUCAAAAUUUCAACUAUUUCGAAUUAACCUAAUGGAAAUAGCAAUUUAUAGGUGAUGCCGUUAAAAUUGAUAAGUUCACGAGAGUAUUAGGAACGCGUAAAUAAUAUUUUCAAGGUGUACGAGAGUAGGUUGUAUAAUUAAAAUUUUAAUUAUUAAAAGGGAGAGAUAAGAUUAAUAAAUGAUAACCAAAGUUAACGUUGAAUAACUGUAAAAUCUCUUUAUAUAAGUUUUUAAAAUGUAUCGUGUAUUCGUUAAGAAAACAUUUGCAGAAGACGAUUGACAAAAAUAUAAAUACGUAUUGUGCAAAUCAUAUAUCCAACAAGAACGGGUUUUUCUUUUUACGAUAAUUCGCAUUAUUUUUUUACAUUUUUCAAUUUAUUUAUAUGCCUACUUCAUGAUGCUAAACAACAUACCAAUUAUUUAUUCUUUACUUCGAAGUAACAACAAAGCAGUACAGAUUAUGUAAAACAAAUUUGUCAUGUUGAUUUGUAAAAUAAUUUUAAUUACUUGGUACAUUUAAUAGCACAAAAGUUUGCACAAGUUGUAAAAUUAUUAUUAAGAACCUAAUGCCGAGUGCAUAAAUAAGUUUUUGAAUAAAAACCACACUUGUGAUGUUUGUAUCACCAACGGUGUAUCAAUCGAUAAGAAAUUCAUAUUUAUGAAGCGACUCGAACAACCAAAUUGACAAUGUAAAAGGAAGAAAUUCAUAUUGAAUAAUGAGAUUAAUUUAAAUUGUCAAUUUUCUUUUGGCAAAAUACAUCCCUAAUUGACGUUUGAUGUUCUUUUUUUAUACAUUAUUUACACGUUUAGAAGAGGUUUAUUGGUUCAAUUGUACCUUUCAGUUAAAUCAAUGUAUUACAAUGAUCAAACGAGAUACUGCGAGUAUAUGUAUUAAAAUAAGUUGACUGGUGUAGAAGGAACGUUGUAAUAUCAGCAUACAAAUUUUAGAUCACUAUUUUAUUUAAUUUUCAGCACAUUUGUUCUAAUUUUAUGGAACAAUCCUUUCAUUGUAUAUUCAAUUUUAUAUUGAACGCACAGCGAUGUAAAUCCUAUUUUCAAUGUCUGUAUUAAUUUGACAUCAAUUUAAAAAAAUUAUAUCACGUAAACUGUGCCUACUAAAAUUACAUAUAUUUUUAUAAGUAAUUGUUAUUAUGAUUCCAAUGUCAGGCAUUCCAGCACAAUAAGCAAUACUUAAAUAUUGAUCAUAGAGACUUUCCAGUAUAUAUGUUUAUAUUUGUUUAUGCUUUCUGUAUUGAGUAACCGGCAUUGCUUUGCAAACUAGCAUAUCUCGAUGAUUGCGUAAUUCAUUUUUGUAGUUUAUUGAAUUUCUAUAUAAAAAAGCAUCUCAGUGUCUGUGCGUCCU
Colletes gigas is the source of this 5448-nucleotide messenger RNA. It is a transcript of the gene eya, whose product is annotated as eyes absent homolog 4. Gene Ontology annotation, molecular function: protein tyrosine phosphatase activity. Bases 816 to 2414 code for a protein of 532 amino acids. Lineage: Eukaryota; Metazoa; Arthropoda; Insecta; Hymenoptera; Colletidae. Gene Ontology annotation, cellular component: nucleus. The record is from RefSeq and is a predicted model, not a curated record. Gene Ontology annotation, biological process: multicellular organism development; cell differentiation; positive regulation of DNA repair. The transcript has 10 exons.